AUGGUCAGGAUAGGAAGACCACAGGCGUCUUCUGCUGAGAAAAGCAAGAGAACAUCUGACUUCGUAGCCUUCAACAAUCAAGUGCUGCUCAGGAUGACGGCCUUGGUGAAAGCCGGUGUGCAUCAAACGCACCCUGGCGACGGGAUGGUGAAAAGCGAGCAAGGUGAUGAGAAACAUCUGAUAGCGCCCCAGGGACUUGAGGCCCCGUAUUGUGUCCUGCUAGAGGGCCCUCCGGGAGUGGGCAAGACAAGCCUGAUCCGACAUGUCGCACAGAGCCUGGCGGUGAACGUGAUCUCAUUCCAAGAGGAGUGGACGUGCUUGUCUCAUCAGCAGACCGAACAUGAGUUCAUUCCGCCCAACUACGAUCACGCUUUCGCGCGCUGCCUCAAGAAAGCGGAUAAUCUUUUCCCUGCCGUGAUUCACGUAGAGCAAGCUCACUGCUUGUUGGGCCCCCACAAGUUGAGCACGGACUUCUCCAGCAGUGGACGUGACGACUUGUUUCUACUCACGUUGCGCAAGUACCUGCAAGAAAAAGGAUCCGCCACCAGAGGCUGCCUCCUCGUCCUCGAGUCGCAGUCGACCAAGAUGAUUGACUCCAACAUCCUGACAAAGAUCCCUGACCACGUGCAUUUCCCGCAACUUGGUAUCAAGGAGAGGUUGACGCUGACGAGCAUCGAUCUGGAGUUGAUCAAUAGCGAGAUGAUGGGAUUCAGUGCAGCUGAGGUCUCCGACUGUUUCUUUCUCAACUUGCCAUCUACUACCUUGCCUUGCACUGCUUUGACACGCAUGACCGACAGCUACUUGACGGGAGGACAAGUCCGGGAUGAUUCGGCUAUGAGUAUCGAGGACUUCAUGAAAGCGAUACGAGAAAUUCGACCACGAAGUGCUGGCCGAGUUGAAGAAGUCCCGCUCCACAACGUCAAGUUAGAAGAUGCCGGCCUUGCCUUUAUAGCAGCAGAUGUCGCCCAGCUUGUCAAGAGCGGCAUCGGGGAGAGCGAGAGACAACUCGUCGAGAUGUUUCAGGUCCCCUUGUGCUCUGUCAAGCAUACCCAGUCUGAGAGAGAGCAGAGAGCGUGCGAGGCAGCUCCGUGCAUGCUGUUCCUCGACGAGCUGCAGGCGGCGUUUGCUCGGCCUGACAACGAAGAGAACGACGGGACGGGGUCGAGGCAGCUGGCAAGCCAACUGAAGCUCGAGAUGGAUGCGCUGCAAGCCAAGCCCGAGGUGUACGUGAUGGGGGCAACCAACGCAGUCCACAUGCUAGACCCGGACCUUCUCCGUCCCGGUCGCUUCGAUCACGUGAUUCAAGUCAAGCUGCCGGACCUCGAGGCUCGAAGGACGAUCUUGACAGGCAUGCUGAGGCACUUGCCCGUGAGCUUCGACCCGGACGGCUCCGGGCCUCGGGAUAAAUUAUCUCUGGCCGAGCUGCUCUCGGUUGCAACAGCAGGAUGCUCUGGAGCCGAUCUUCGCCAUCUCUGCCAGUUGGCUGGCCUGAGAUCGAUUGCUGAAAACAGAUAUCAGCCAACUUGCCAAGAUUUUGUCGCAUCUCUCGCCAAAGUUACAAGUUGCACUCAGCAUGACUGA
Guillardia theta CCMP2712 is the source of this 1581-nucleotide messenger RNA. RefSeq names its product transitional endoplasmic reticulum ATPase C (gene P97C). Bases 1 to 1581 code for a protein of 526 amino acids. Lineage: Eukaryota; Cryptophyceae; Pyrenomonadales; Geminigeraceae. The record is from RefSeq and is a predicted model, not a curated record. The transcript has 17 exons. Gene Ontology annotation, molecular function: ATP binding; ATP hydrolysis activity.